Hirsutella rhossiliensis is the source of this 2919-nucleotide messenger RNA. Its product is annotated as phosphatase. The record is from RefSeq and is a predicted model, not a curated record. NCBI's taxonomy places the organism in Eukaryota, Fungi, Ascomycota, Sordariomycetes, Hypocreales, Ophiocordycipitaceae. The coding region runs from base 1 to 2919 and encodes 972 amino acids. Gene Ontology annotation, biological process: phosphatidylinositol dephosphorylation. The transcript has a single exon. Gene Ontology annotation, molecular function: phosphatidylinositol-4,5-bisphosphate 5-phosphatase activity.
AUGACUACUUCAGCCAGCGAGGCGUCGUCAGACUCCGAGCCAGUCGACCUGUCGGCCACUCCGCAGUCGCUCGCGCGAGCUGUCCUUGCCCGCAGACGCGAGUACGUGCGGCCGCGCAAGCUGCGGGUCAAGAUUGGCACGUGGAACGUCGCCGCCUGUCCAGGCACCGACAAGGACUUGGCGAGUUGGUUUGUCGAAGGCCGCGACAUCGAUAAGAGCUUGGCUGCGCUCCAUCGCAAUAGCAACACCGCCGUCGAGCACACCAAGUCUGGCACCGUCGACGGCGACUCUGACUCGGUCGGCGGAGACGAUGUCGGGCUCUACGUCCUCGGGCUGCAAGAGGUGGUGGAUCUCAACGGGACGAGAGAGUACAUGAACCGAGCGGUCUACACUGACAACGGCCCCAUGCUGAAGUGGCAGGCGGCCGUGGAAGCCGUCAUGCCCUCCGGAUACGAGCUUGUAGUUGCCGAGCAGAUGACCGGAAUCCUCCUCCUCAUAUACGCGUCGCCCCAAGUCGCCCCGACCGUCAGCAACGUCAGCACAAAGCAGGUCGGCACGGGGCUCCUGGGCUAUUUCGGGAACAAGGGCGCUGUGACCACCCGUCUGGUCCUGGGCGAAACGACUCGCAUGGUCUUUGUCAACUGCCAUCUUGCUAGCGGCGCGAGCUCCAACUACCUCGACCGGCGGUGCUGGGAUGUGAGCCAGAUCCUAAGCAAGACGCAGUUCGACCCCGUUGUGCACGCAGGUGUUGCCGAGGACGAAGGGGACGAGAUUGGCGACGAGGACUUUGCCUUUUGGUUCGGCGACCUCAACUUUCGCCUCGAGGGCCUGCCCGGGGACGAUAUUAGGAGGUUGUUGACAUUGCACACGCGCGGCGAAUACGACGUGAACAGCCAUCGGUCACCUGCGCCCUUGGACGGCCAUGGCUUCAUCAUCAUGAAAAGCUGCGAGAGUGACGAUGAUACGAGCACCACCACCUCGCUCCAUUCCCGAGACCAGAGCUUUGACUCCAAGAGUUCCCUGCCCGACCCGGACGAUUUCCCCGAAGAUCCAAGCCAGGACCCGACGUCCCUGCAGUCAACCCUAGACUCUCUCCUCCCUCAUGACCAGCUAAGGCGGUUGAUGGCGCGGCGGAAGCUCUUUCAUGACGGCUGGAGGGAAGGCCCCAUUACCUUUUUACCUUCGUACAAGUAUGAUGUGGGCACCAUCGGCCUCUUCGACUCGAGCGAAAAGCAGCGCGCUCCGAGCUGGUGCGAUCGCAUUCUUUACCGUACGCGCAAGGACAAGCGGGGCUAUGACCAACAAAUCGAGGACGAAAAGGUAGCCAAGCAAAAGGACGACGAGAUGAAGUCCAGGGGCCUUGAAGAAGACGACGACGUCUUGUUCAGCUACGACCCGGACACUGACAGCGAACAGCAGCCUAAAGGAAGCCCUGGGAUCGACUAUGACGAGUAUGACGAGACGAUGGAGGACCGCGAACCCGACGAAAUGGUAACAAAGGAUGGCUCUGUAGAUCACAUUCAUCAAGAUAUCUAUACGUCUCACCAGCGCAUCACUUCAUCUGAUCACAAGCCAAUCAUCUCCGUCUUCACACUAGAAUACGAUGCCGUCGUGCCGGAGCUCAAGGCCCAGGUCCACGCCGAGGUUGCUCGCGAACUCGACCGGGCGGAGAACGAGGGUCGGCCCGGCAUCACGAUCGUAGUGGAAGGAGGAAAGGGGCACCUCGAGGGUGCCAUCGACUUUGGCGACAUUGGAUUUCUCGAGACGGUAUCAGCCGUCGUGACCAUCGCCAACACCAGCGGCGUGCCCGCGAGCUUCGCCUUUGUCGAGAAGCCGACGACAGACGAGGGCGAGCCUGCCACUGCAUCCUGGCUGACGACGUCGUUUAUCCAGGCCGACGAAGAUGCGACGGACAAUCUCGGCAAGACCGUGACUCUCGAACCGGGAGAAACCGUGCUGGCGCACAUCGAGGCCCAAGUCUCCGCCAUUUUCCAGCUUCGAGCUCUCAACGACGGUCAUGUCAAGUUGGAAGAUAUCCUGGUGCUGCGCGUUGAAGACGGCCGCGACCACUUCAUCCCUGUGCGAGGCGCGUGGCUCCCCACGUGCUUCGGCCGCUCCAUGGACGAGCUGAUACGCGUCCCGGACGGGGGCAUCAGGAAAUUCGCGCGAGACAGAGGGCUCAAGGGCGCGAUACCCUACGAUCUGGACGUGCACUGCUCGGCGCCAAAGGAGCUGUUCAAGCUUACAGAGGUGGUGCAGACGCUGGCCGAGCGAUGCGUCGCAGAUGAGGCCAUGCUAGAAGACAUGGAGCUGCCUCGUGAUCCUGGAUGGCCGCUCGACGCUUCCACCUGGGUUCCUGGGCUCGUGGAGCAGAACUCAGUCAAGGCCGCGAUUGUGGCGGCAUUGGACACAGACACACCCAUAGUCGAGGCUCUGCCGGUAGAGCUGUCGUCGGCGCACAGGCUUGAACUUGUGUCGUCGGCGUUGCUUCUCUUCCUAGCCUCCCUCACCGACGGCCUUGUACCGCCGCACCUGUGGGCAAAGCUAUGGGCUUCUCUCCCGAGUCUCACGGCGUUGCCCUACACGGCAUGGCCUGGCGUCCGAUCUCAGGUCUUGGACAUACUCGCGACCGCCCCGAACCACAAUAUCGCCUUUGUCUUCUUGACGGCAACGGUUUCCCGGGUAUCAGCAGAGCUUAGUCCCGGGACGCCAGAGGGAUCCGGUUUGUCCGGGCUGUCGCGACGGCUCAGCUUCCGGAGAGGCGACGAGGACGGCUCAAAGAAGAGACGUACCAGAGAAAGGAGGUAUGCAGAGAUUCUGGGGCCUCUGGCGUUCCGGGCAAACGACAAGGACAAGGCGUUGAAAGACAAGGAGCGCAUCGUCAUCGAGAUGUUCCUCAGCCGCGAGGCGAUUGGCUAG